GGAGGGCGCGGAGGAGCGCUGGUUGGAAAGUUAGGCAAGAGCUAGUCUUAGCCAGGAGAAGUUUUGCUUCUGCACCGUGAGCAGUUCCAACCGCUUGCUAACUUCCGGGCUUUGUAGGAACUGAAAGGUUGGGAAGAGGCUAUUUUAACAAGCGACUCACUAUGCUUUGCCAGCUUUCCAAUUAAAGAUUGACAUUCCUACAUAAGCAUUUUCCUGUUAAAAUGUCCUUGCCCCUCACAGAGGAGCAAAGGAAAAAGAUCGAAGAGAAUCGACAAAAGGCUCUGGCCCGUAGAGCAGAGAAGUUUGCAGAACAACAUCAGAACGUAGGCUCAGGCUCCUUCACUGCUGCCAACCUUUCCCAGGCCAAGCAGGGCUCUUCCCAAAACCUCUCCAGGGCAACUUCAAAGCCAGUGAGCCAUGAGGUCAUCUUCAAGCAACAGAGUAUUUCAAUUAAUGAUAACCAAAGACCUAAUUCCCAUAAUUUUCAUCUCAACACAUCAGAGCAGACAAAGGAGAUGUGGAAAGGUCAAGAAAUGAAGUCUGUGACCUGCCCAAGCUACAGCCCACCAAGUCAAACAACCCUCACUGGGACCUUUCCUCCCAUGGUACAAAGUCCACCAGAGGUCCCUAACCCACAGCAUUUGAGUUACAAAUUAGGUCAAGGUUGUCUUCAGGCUUCACAUGAAGUCAAGUUGACAUCUUUUUCUUACACACCUCCUGAGCCUUUGGCCACAGUGAAGAGUUCCUGUGGGACCCCAGCUUCUUCCUGUGGACAGCCUCCUGGGGAUCUUGAAGUAGAGGCUAAGACAGCGAAGGCUUCAACUUCUGGGCAGAGCAUUUCUGACAUCCACUAUGGUUCAGGGAGUGUGAUACCCAGGACAGAAGGACAGCUCCAACAGAAGUUGGGCACCUCACUCCAGAAGGCAGUAAACUCCCAUAAGGGAACGUGCAUGAGGAAUGGAGAUCGCUUCCACGUCCAGAUUGGAUACAAUGCAGAGCUCCUUGCAGUGUUUAAGAGUCUACCCAGCAGGCGUUAUGAUCCUGUCACCAAGACGUGGAACUUCAGCAUGACUGACUACAGUGCCCUGAUGAAAGGAACCCAGCGCCUCUCCACCGUCACCCUGCAGCCUUUGGAAGGGACCGACAGCAGCAGGACCUCGACCUCCACCAGCAGCGGGGGACACGCCGGCCUUCCUUCAGCCUCAUCCCUCGCCUUUGUCAAAGGGCAGUGCAGGCUCAUCUCCCGGGCCCGCUUUGAGGUGGACAUCGGCUAUUCAGAGGAUCUGAUUGCACUGUUUAAGCAGAUGGAUUCCAGAAAUUACGAUUGCAAAACCAGGAAGUGGAACUUUCUCUUGGAAGAGCACAGUAAACUAAUUAAGAAGGUGCGCUGCCUCCCGCAGGUCCAGCUGGAACCUCUACCCACGACGAAAAACACACUUUUCAAGGGUCAUAAGGUCACCCUGGCUUUUGCAUCUCAGCUCGAGAAGACGUCGCUCAGUUCCACCGCAGAUGUCCCUGAGGCAGACCUUUCAGAAGUGGACCCCAAGCUCGUGUCCAGCCUGAUGCCCUUUCAGAGAGCUGGAGUCAAUUUCGCCGUAGCAAAAGGAGGCCGCCUGCUGCUCGCUGAUGACAUGGGCCUCGGGAAGACCAUCCAAGCCAUCUGCAUAGCGGCUGUUUACCGGAAGGAGUGGCCCCUCCUGGUGGUGGUGCCGUCCUCUGUGCGCUUCACCUGGGAGCAGGCCUUCCGUCGGUGGCUGCCAUCUCUGAGCCCAGAUCGUAUCAAUGUCGUGGUGACUGGGAAGGACCGCCUGACAGCUGGCUUGGUCAACAUUGUUAGUUUUGACCUUCUUAGCAAGUUGGAAAAACAGCUUAAAACCCCUUUUAAAGUUGUCAUCAUUGACGAAUCUCACUUCCUCAAAAACUUGAAGACUGCCCGCUGUCGAGCAGCAAUGCCCAUCCUGAAGGUUGCCAAGAGGGUGAUCCUACUGUCGGGCACACCAGCCAUGUCCCGGCCCGCAGAGCUCUACUCGCAGAUCAUUGCUGUCAAGCCAACCUUCUUCCCUCAGUUUCAUGCCUUUGGACUUCGCUACUGUGAUGCCAAGCGGCUGUCAUGGGGAUGGGAUUACUCGGGCUCCUCCAACCUGGGAGAGCUGAAGCUUCUGCUGGAGGAAGCAGUCAUGCUGCGGCGCCUCAAGUCUGACGUCCUUUCCCAGCUGCCUGCCAAACAGCGCAAGAUGGUGGUGGUCGCCCCAGGACGGAUCAGUGCCAGUGUCAGGGCAGCCCUGGAUACCGCAGCCAAGGAGAUGACCACAGACAAAACUAAAAAGCAGCAGAAAGAAGCCCUCAUUCUCUUCUUCAACAGAACAGCUGAAGCUAAAAUCCCAUCUGUCAUUGAAUAUAUCCUGGACCUGUUGGAAAGCGGGAGAGAGAAGUUCUUAGUGUUCGCACACCAUAAAGUGGUUCUGGAUGCAAUUACCAAAGCACUUGAGAAAAAGCACGUGCAGCACAUCCGCAUCGAUGGCUCCACCUCCUCAGCUGACCGAGAGGACCUGUGCCAGCAGUUCCAGCUGUCCGAGAGGCACGCCGUGGCGGUGCUGUCCAUCACCGCCGCCAACAUGGGCCUCACCUUGUCCUCAGCUGACCUGGUGGUGUUCGCCGAGCUGUUUUGGAACCCAGGGGUGCUGAUGCAGGCUGAGGACCGGGUGCACCGCAUUGGACAGACGAGCUCCGUGGGCAUUCACUACCUCGUGGCCAGAGGCACGGCUGAUGACUACCUUUGGCCCAUGAUCCAAGAGAAGAUUAAAGUUCUGGGGGAAGCCGGGCUUUCGGAGACCAAUUUCUCAGAAAUGACAGAAGCCACUGAUUACCUCUACAAGGACCCAAAGCAGCUGAAGAUCUAUGACCUAUUCCAGAAGUCAUUUGAGGAAGACGGAAGUGAUAUGGAACUUUUGGAGGCAGCAGAGUCCUUUGACCCAGGAAGUGGUUCGCAGGACACGGGCUACACUGAGUAUGAAAGCACAUUGACAGACAGUCCACUGAAGAAAAAGAGAUUUGAAUUUUUUGAUAACUGGGACAGCUUUACCUCUCCCCUGUAAGAGGGACUUGAAAAAAUGCAUUAGAAAAUCAUGGAAUUCAUUAAAAUAAAAUAAGGUAUUUG
Messenger RNA from Tupaia belangeri chinensis (Chinese tree shrew), 3157 nucleotides. It is a transcript of the gene SMARCAL1, whose product is annotated as SNF2 related chromatin remodeling annealing helicase 1. Gene Ontology annotation, biological process: DNA repair; replication fork processing. The record is from RefSeq and is a predicted model, not a curated record. Gene Ontology annotation, molecular function: ATP binding. NCBI's taxonomy places the organism in Eukaryota, Metazoa, Chordata, Mammalia, Scandentia, Tupaiidae. Gene Ontology annotation, cellular component: nuclear replication fork.